Drosophila gunungcola (fruit fly) is the source of this 1600-nucleotide messenger RNA. RefSeq lists its product as uncharacterized. The record is from RefSeq and is a predicted model, not a curated record. Lineage: Eukaryota; Metazoa; Arthropoda; Insecta; Diptera; Drosophilidae. The transcript has a single exon. The coding region runs from base 117 to 731 and encodes 204 amino acids.
UUAAACCCAGAACCAAGCCACAUAAAACUGAAACGACUAGCCAAAAUUAAUAAAUUUAACUAUUUCAAUAUUUUCGUACUUUUGCAUAUAUUUUAUUAGUGUUAAUUAACAUUAUAAUGAACAGUGAAAACUAUAUUAUUCCCCAUGAUUGGAUGUUCUAUUCGGAUAUUGUGGUGAAGACCGAGUUUAAGUUGUACAACAUAAUGCCGGCGAAUAAUUUUCAGAGUCGAAUAGUCCAUCGCUGUCAACGCUUGAAGAUAGCCGGUUAUAUAAUAAACACCCUUGAUGGAAAACGAGCUUUUGGGGUGAUGGAAGGUCAGCGGGAGAAUAUAAACAAAAUCAAGGACUGGAUAUUGAGGUGCUGCAUUCCGGAACCCUUCCAUCGUCGUAUCAUCUUCUCCGCCUACGAAUUUAGCUACAAUCCGAGCAGCGAACCCUUUCAUCAAAGAGAAAAUGCUCCCAAGGGCGCCAAGUUCUUGGGUGAUCUGGACGAGAGUUGCUUUGACGAGUUCGAGUUCGUAGAGGUGCCCCUUAAAGGAGACGAUGACCCAAAUGAAUCACUUGGAGAGUAUGCCGAUUUCUAUACCAAAAAUAACAGUAACUUUGGCAGUGCUGAGACCACCUCUGAAACCAUAACGCCAAUCCAAAGUUAUGAUGAAACCACAACGUCCGGCGAUGAUGUCGUUUAUACCGCCACUAAGCCCACAUUGCCCGCCGAUGAUUCCAGCUAGAAAUUUCUCGCAGUGUAGAGGCGACUCGUGCUGGCCAUUGUUCAACACUAUUUGCGCUACUCAAUCUCUUAAUUAAAUAUGCGACUAACUGGCAGCUCGGAGGCACUCGAAGAGUGGCCCAGACAUCGUCGUUUAGUGUCGAAAUUGUGCAAGUUUUGAUUUUCCUUUUGUUGUUAUGGAAGUCGCUGGUUCUCUUGUUUUUUUUCGUCUUGUAUCUUGCUGCUGGAUAAUCACAGGCCCGGCGAACAGACGGCAGAAAUUAAAUCAGCCAAGGUUAUCGCAUUAAUAAGCCCCCUGGUUUGGGUUUUACAGUUUUCUGAGCUAGUCAAUUAUUAAAUUUGCAAUUUCCGUAGCUGAACUUUUGGGGUCAGUAGACUGAUUUAAAUCAAAACCGUAAUUGAGCAUUGCCCGCGAGCAAGAACCAAUCGCACCAAAGCCAAAUACCAACCUCCGGGCAGAAAAAUUGACAAAUGUUUGAUCGCAACUUCUUUGAUUUCGGUUUCACAUAUAUAUUUUUUUUUUGUUAACGGAUGUGGGGAGGCUGUGGCUGUGAAUCCAAUUCAGAAUAAUCGGAAAAAUAAAAACGAAAAGAAAACUCCCAGCUAAGUGGCUUUCCAUGACAUUUUACUGACACUAUGGCCGUUGAACUGGAAGACCUGUUUUCCCUCUUAGCGCAACUUAACACAUUUGACGAAGAUGUCUAUGCCAGCAAAUGACGUGUCAUCAAUGGAGCCCGCACUCCCACAUAGAGAUGCACAGCGUCCUCAACUCGAUCUCAAAUCUCGAAUCUCGCAUCUCGAACCCCAGCCACAAAUCCCCGGCACUUGAGUCGAGAGAUCUGUUGGGACUGUUGUAUUAAUAAGCCUGAC